UAUCUGAGAGUGUAUUCAAUAAACCAUAUCUCCUGGAAAUUUUGCAUCAAAGACGACUGAAGUUCUCUCUUUCAAGAUGAAUAUACAAAUUAUUGGAUUGUUUACAUUGACGAUUUUACUACUGGAAUUUGUUGAAGUUAGUGAAGCUUACAGAUAUGUAAAACCAUGGAAACCACAUCGACAUAGACUUCGUCGGUUACCUUCAAUUUCACAUAGACCACCAAAACGACGUUAUAAAAAGUGGCGUCCACAGUCUCAUCGACAUCCACGUUGGAAUCAACAGCGUUAUGCGCCAAAAUAUACUGAUGAUGAGCCUUACACAAUAGAAAUUGAAUUACCAAAGUACAGUAAUAAUUACAGUGACCAGGAGAAUGAUCAUCCUCAUCUUCAUUACGGAAGAGGAAGAAGGAAACAUGGAUGUGGAUCGCCCUAUAAAAAACGAAAUUACAAUGAUUGUAGUAUUAGAUCAAAUUCAAACAGCAUUGAAAACCAUGAGAAGCCAAAAUUACGAAUUAGAAUAUCACGAAAUGACAACAUAAAAGUACUGGAGCCCGUGAGCAGGGAGGCUGGAUAUCCAAAUCCCAGAGCCUGGAAUAAGAUCAGGUUACUAACGAAAUGAUGAAUGAAUGAUGACUGAAUACUUAUCAUGAUUGAGUUGAUGAUAAACAAUUAAAAAUUGUUAUAAAAAGAAUUUUCAUCUUAUUUUUUUAUAAUUUUAUCCCAAAUAAGUCUGUAACAUAA
Aphidius gifuensis is the source of this 741-nucleotide messenger RNA. RefSeq lists its product as uncharacterized. NCBI's taxonomy places the organism in Eukaryota, Metazoa, Arthropoda, Insecta, Hymenoptera, Braconidae. The transcript has 4 exons. The record is from RefSeq and is a predicted model, not a curated record. Bases 77 to 619 code for a protein of 180 amino acids.